AUGUUCGCUUGCGUUACACCUGACGUUGAGACUGAAUGCCCAUCGGUUGCGGAACAAGUUCGCAAUAUUUCUGCUUUAGCUCAGGAGAAAAUGCAGCCGCAUUUCCCGUCUUUCGAGACCCUACGGAUGCUUACAAAGGAACGCUGUCCACAGUUGCCCAACGAUUUCGGCACAUCUCGAUGCGUACAUGACAAACUUCAAGAACAGAGUUACGUAGACUGCAUUAAAGUGGUGAAUAAACAAUUUACAACCUCUUCGGAGAAGAUGUCUUGCGUUGCCGUUGAUCAGCGCCUGGCCUGUCUCUCUGACGCAUUGGUCCUAAAAUGCGGGAAGGAAUACUACGACGGUAUUGUCAACAACGCCCAAUACUUCUUCACUGACGAGCCGCUCACCUGUGACCGCAACUUGGCGGCCAUUGUGCAAGUGUCCCUGAUUACUUUUUUCAUGAGUUGCUUGAUCUUAUUGAUUUUAUACUAAAUCGUUUAAGUUUACGUUUAUAUAGGCCAUAUUCCUAGUUUUCACGUACAAAUGUAGUGUGUAUGACAUAUUUUGACAAAUACAAAAUAAGAAGGUAUCUUUGAAGUGGCCAUAGCUAAAUCAAGACUUUAGUGGCUGAACAUAAGCUGAUCAAAGUAUUAUUUAACGGAAUAAACAAAAAUGACUUAUUUGCAAUAUUCAAAUUGUAUAUAAAUUAUUUUAAUUAUAAGGUAAUGGUCAUUUAAUAGUCUGAAACAUUGCACUAAAAACUCAAACUUUUCUUGCAAGCAAACUAUAACUUAACUCGAUAUAAUAAGAAUAAGACUUGCCAUACAAUGGGCAACAUAUAUACAUCAACAAAAAAGCCGAAUUUGUUGAAUUGAUAUCCCCGCUAAAUAAAUUGUGUUUAUUAAUUGAUACAAUAAAUCCUCCCGUAUAAUAUGUAUACACCCGUGGAGUUUAAUGUGAAAAUAGUGUAUAUAAUGUGAGGUAUUAUCCUGGAAAGUUGCAUCAUACUUAACAACUAAUAACAAUUAGUGUUAUUUAAUAAAGUGUAUGAGUAUGUUUUUGUACAUGGCACAUUAUCCCAUUGAUAUGUAUGCACCCGUAAAUGUAAUAUUUAAAUGUUGUAUUGCAUCCCUAAAACGUUACAUCAUUCACACACAACAAAAGGAAAUAUCUCUUAUUUCAGACAGUUAAAGGCUUUGGCUCUGUUUCAUGGCACUUCUCCUCGUUAAUAUUUAUAAUCCGAUGACGUUUCAUGUUGAAAUCGUAAAUAGUUUCUCUCAGAUAUAAAUCUGACACGUUUGUGACAGAUGGACACAAACGGAGAGAAAAACGAACAUCAUAAAGACGGAAACUAUAAAACCUACAACGCUCC
Dreissena polymorpha is the source of this 1357-nucleotide messenger RNA. RefSeq lists its product as uncharacterized. The record is from RefSeq and is a predicted model, not a curated record. The coding region runs from base 1 to 477 and encodes 158 amino acids. NCBI's taxonomy places the organism in Eukaryota, Metazoa, Mollusca, Bivalvia, Myida, Dreissenidae. The transcript is spliced from 3 exons.